UCACGUGACAGCCUGUUUUGUUUUCGUUUAGUGCUGAAGAGGAAGUGGCUUUCUGUUUGGUCAGUGGGAUUCAAAUCUAUAAGACAAUCACGAGGUUUUAACCGUAUAUUAUCUCAGCAGGUAUCGUACGAAGACUUUGCUUGUUCCGUAGCCUGUGUAGCUAACGUUAGCCGACUUCCGCCUGUGCAUCCUGUGCGGACACGUACGCAGCAUAGUGGCAGGUUUAAAACGAGAGUGUUAAAUGAAGUACUUGCCAACAGCAAAACCACUGAUGCUGAUGACAAAGACAAGUCAUACGUGUUUGAUAGUUUCCAGCAUGGCCUCUUUGGUCCUGCUCAUGAUGGUGCUUUACGGGACCAUGAGCAGCCAGCAGCCGGGCGGCUCGAGCCUCAGACACGACUACCAGCUGCUGGGCAGACCCCUGUACAAACUGGAUCUGAGCUGGCCCAAGAACCCGGAGCUCUACACUGGGGACGUGUUUGGAGUGGCAGUCAACCAGUAUGCUGGGGUGGUGUAUGUGGCUCAGAGAGGUGACAACGUUCCGAAGGUGCUGGUGUUCACUACUGAUGGAGAUUACCUCAUGUCCUGGAACACAACCACCCUGGAGAAGCCUCAUGGAAUAUUUCUAGCAGAUGCAGCUUCAUCAAACCCCACUGUGUGGAUCACAGACGUGGGGAACGGCCCGUAUGGUCACUGCAUCAAACAGUACACGCCAUCAGGAAAGUUGCUACAGGUGCUUGGAACGCCAGGAAAAGCAGGUUCUGGACUGGACCCCCUGCAGUUUGAUCAGCCCGCCGAGAUAUUUAUCCAUAACUCUGGGGAAAUUUAUAUUGUGGACGGUGACGGAGGAAUGAACAACCGCCUCAUUAAGCUGUCCAAAGAGCAGAAGGUGAUGUGGAUGCAUGGAGAGAAAGGACAAGGCCUAGCUCAGUUCUACAUCCCACACAGCGUGACCGUGGACACGGCCCAGAGGGUGUGGGUGGCUGACAGAGGAAACAAGAGGAUCCAGGUUUUUAAUUCUGUCACCGGGGAGUGGCUGGGGACGUGGGGGAGCUGCUUUACUGAAGAUGCACCCUAUUCUGUCCGCCUUACCCCAGACAAAAAAUACUUUGUUGUUGUCCAGCUCAACACCAAUCAGAUUUCACUGCUGGAUGCUCCGCCUGUAGGCGUGAUUGGCCAGUGCAGAGUGGUCAGUGUGAUCCAGUUGGCUGAUGAUGUGAAGCCCCACUUGGUAGACCUAGACCUGAAAACUGGGGCUCUGUAUGUGGCUGAGAUCGGAGCUCAACAAGCACAGAAGUUCACCCCCUUUAGUCUGGGUGAAAAUUUCCUGUGACACCAAGCUAAAACAGCCUGACUGACCAUAAACGGCUUAUGAUCGUCUGACAUAAAAUGUACGAGAGUGUCAACAAACAGGAUAUGUUCUGUCCUUCUAAUUAGCUGGCUUGAAUCAAAAAUCAAAAGGGGGCCUAUUGUGUACUUUACAACUCUUUUUCUUUCUGGGACUCCACUACAGCAGCCUUGCGUGAUCACAGUAAGCCCACUGAGGCCCAAGUUUAAUCCAUGACAAACCCAACCCUAACUUUAAACUCUAACCGGAGACAAUCAGAAUAUUUCUGUGGUUUAAAAAAAAUGUUCUGAUGAGUAUCAGGGAACAAAUCACACAUUGUGGUGCAACACACCAAAAACAAACUAACAAGUUCUCUAGAAUAUAGGGCUAGACUUGGGGUCAUCACUAAUAGAGGGUUAAAGAAACUGCCCUUUAUUUUAAAGUGAACUUUAAAACUUAAAAGGAACACAAUUUCAAAGCUUUUUGCUCAGUUGAGUUCAUUUUACCUCCUUAUUUGAAGCCUGUCCUCAUAAAAUGUGAAUAAACAUUUUAGCAUUAUAGAUAUACAUGACGUGAAAAUGAGAGGUGAUGAAAUUAGGUCUCCUUUAACCACAGACUGGUGUCAGAUUCACUUCAGUUGAAUUCAGUUUUAUUUACAUAGUGCCAAUUUACAACAGCAGUUGCCUCAAAGUGUUUUGUAUUGUGAUGUAAAAAUGAUAUGACAAUAAUAGACAGAAACCCCCUCAGAGCUGCAGAUCCAGGCCCAUCCGGCCCGAGCGGCUGGAGGAGAAGAGAGCAAAGAGAGACUGGACCAGUUGCAAACUAGAGCCAGAGUAAAUCGCUCCUGCAUUACAAAAACGUGUUGAUCUUCUACUGCUACAAAUUAACACGUUCAGUCUCAUGGUCUAAAUGGUGGUCCUGACAUACUUUCUAUUUUUUCUUCUUUAAAAUAUUCAGUGGAAUUCAACAACACUGGCACAUCUGUAAAUAUAUCUCAAAACGUCAUUCACUAGUUUCAGCCAUUUUUUCUGAUUUUGGCUUUUGUCAAAAUAAUAUAAAGGUAAAAGAAAAUGAAAAGUAUCAUGGUGAUUUUUUUUUUUAUCAGGGUGUUGUUGUGAGUCCUCGCUGUAGUUAUGUGCCAUUUGUAAUGUUCUGGUUUUGCACUGUUUCAACAGAUCAGAGCUUCUCUGAGAGGUUUUCCUUCUUUACUGCAGACACUGUAAGUUUGUGCGUUUUGCCUGUACCAGAGUCUAGCAAAAGGCUGGAGCUGUUCUGAUAAGAUUAUCUGAUAAUGUUGUUAAUUCAUGUAUGAUUGAUUUGUGUUGUUUUGACACAGCAGAUGUAAAUAUUUUGCAGCAUUUUCCUGAAUCUGUACAGAGUAUACACAUUAAAAUUCAUCCUAUUGC
This is a messenger RNA of Oreochromis aureus, 2733 nucleotides long. Its product is annotated as NHL repeat-containing protein 3. Lineage: Eukaryota; Metazoa; Chordata; Actinopteri; Cichliformes; Cichlidae. Gene Ontology annotation, biological process: proteasome-mediated ubiquitin-dependent protein catabolic process; negative regulation of translation; protein polyubiquitination. The transcript has 3 exons. The record is from RefSeq and is a predicted model, not a curated record. Gene Ontology annotation, molecular function: protein binding; ubiquitin protein ligase activity; translation repressor activity. The coding region runs from base 242 to 1333 and encodes 363 amino acids.